AUGAACCAGUUUUAUAAACCGUAUAUGUUCCCUAGAUGGCGGCUUAUGGGUGCUCAGAUGCAGCAGCAUGUUCCUCUGUAUUCUGUAUCACAAUCGUGCGUGAACAAUGGAGUGUUUGGAAGGUGCCAGAAGGUUCCAGCGAUAGACGUAGACCGCCAUGAAGUGUCCCCGCUGGCUCUGCAGCACCUCGCCGCCACCUUGCAGAAGCUCUCCCGUACAGGCUUCACGUGGCAGGACGACUACACCCAGCACGUGAUGGCCCAGGAACUCUCAACCCUUCCCCACACCUACCCGCAGCAUCUGGAAGCUUCUGACACAGCCAGGAGCUCAAAGCUGAGUGUGGAUAAGGAAAGGAGGUAUAGUCUGGAGGAUGACAGCGCUCUGGCCGAGGCUGUUCAGCGCUACCUGCCCUACCUGGAGGCCCUGUCGUGGGCUGCUCCGAACCCGCGCCCCAGGACAAGGCACGACAGACCAUCUGCUCAGUUUGUCACCAGCCGCAAGCACAUCCUGAUCAAUGUGCUUGUCAGUGCUGCCUUCAGGCUGUGGGACAAACGGGAGAAGAUGUUCUGUGAACGUAGUCCAGAGCUUGGCACACCGCUAGUCCUCGUGAUGCCGCUGGGGGAGGUGACGGUGGCGAUCGUGGCCCUGGUGGCCAUCUGGAUGGGGCUGCUGCUGAUGAUGCCCCUACAGGGUCAGGACCCCCGUGCUGACGGCGUGCUGACCUUCACGGCGCGGACGUCUGCUUUGACCUACGCUCCCGGGCCCCGGGCCGAUCACCCCGGGGGCCGCCCUUUGCAGACACGCAGCCGGCUGCGGCCUGACGAGCUGAGCCCCAAGGUAGACAGCGGUGCCAACAGGCAGAGCCUGGUAACUUCGCUGGGCACCUCUGCAGCUCGGAAGCCCCCAGCGCCCCACGGGGAGGGCGACCCGGGGCCUCAGAACCCGCUGCGUACGCCCUGGAGAUCAGCAAGGGUCCUCUCAGCCCCAGCGGCCCUCCGGAAACGGCCUUCAUCACCAGGAGACCCCGAGGACCCCCCGGCCUUCAGCGAUGAAGCACUUAUCCGGAGUCUCCUGAAGGACCUGGGAAAGCAGCCUGUGGAGGGUCUGAGCCCCCUGGGCCUCGGCGAGAUGGCCCACGUGAUUGCUACCUCCGUGCGGGGUGUGGAUGCAGAAGGGGAGCUGAAAGGAGCCGCAGGAAAGCCACGAGAGGCCGGUGCUGGCAAGCAGGGCGGAGACGGCACGGCAGAUGACCGGGGACCAGACGGUGAAGGUGGCGUUUACAAGGAGGUCAGUCGUUUGAGCCUCCAACUCGGGGACCACCUGCAGGCUCCUGGGUCCCGACUCUUUCCUGCCACCCCCCUUCUUAUGGAGCCCUUCAAAACGGAGAUGAAGAAAUCAGAGACGCCCAGGAUGCCCCCGGCUCGGGAGGAGGAGAGCGCUGGGGUGGAGGACGUGAGGAGUCAGACCUACUCCAAGGAGCGGUUGGAGGGGCUGCCUCCCUCAGAGCCCAGGGCGGGCGGCUUUGGCGAGUUCCAGACCUGGGUUCCAGGGCCCUCGCAGGAAGAUGCCCGCCUUGGAGCUGGAGCCCAGGGGCGCCCCAGUGAAGGCCUGCGGCUGGAGGUCAGGCCUUCCCAGGAGGAGGAAGGCUACAUCGUGACCGGAGAUGACCCCCUGAGCCCAGAGAAGGGGAAGGAGCUGAUGGAGAGCAUCGCACGGCUCCUGGAGGUGCCGAUGAGUGUCUUCCCAGACAUCGCUGUCCUGGGACCAGCCGUGACCUUCAGAGUGAGCGCCAGCGUCCAGAACCUGACGACGGCGGACGUGGUGCAGGCUACAGUUGACAACAAGGACAAACUGGAAAAGGCGUCUGGACUGAAAAUUCUUCACGCUGGAAGUGGGUCGAAAAGCAAACUCAAGCUUCUGCCACACGGAGCAGAGCAAGAGGACUCGACCCCGUUCAUCGUGCUGACCCUGGUCUCUGUCGUGGCCAUGGUUGGGGUCCUCCUGGCCUCUGGUGUCAUCUACUGUUUGCGCCACACCUCCCACUCCCGGCUGCAGGAGAAGCUCUCGGACCUGGGGGAGCACCCCGGCCCAGAUGCCACCAACGCCUACCAGGACCUGUGCCGGCAACGCAUGGCCGUGCGCCCGGAGGCCCCGCACGCGUCCCGCAUCAACAGCGUCUCGUCCCAGUUCAGCGACGGGCCGAUGCCCAGCCCAUCCGCACGGAGCAGCACGUCGUCCUGGUCCGAGGAGCCCGUGCAGUCCAAUAUGGACAUCUCCACCGGCCACAUGGUCCUGGCCUACAUGGAGGACCACUUGAAGAACAAGAACCGGCUGGAGAAGGAGUGGGAGGCACUGUGUGUCUACCAGGCCGAGCCCAACAGCUCGCUUGUGGCCCAGAGGGAGGAGAACGUGCUGAAGAACCGGUCUCCGGCGGUGCUGACCUACGAUCACUCCAGGAUCCUGCUGAAAUCCGAGAACAGUCACAGCAACUCGGACUACAUCAACGCCAGCCCCAUCAUGGAUCACGACCCCAGGAACCCUGCUUACAUUGCCACCCAGGGACCGCUGCCUGCCACCGUGGCCGACUUCUGGCAGAUGGUGUGGGAGCGUGGCUGCGUGGUCAUCGUCAUGCUGACACCCCUCUCGGAGAACGGCAUCCGACAGUGUUACCACUACUGGCCCGACGAAGGCUCCAACCUCUACCACGUCUACGAGGUAAACCUAGUCUCCGAGCACAUCUGGUGUGAGGAUUUCCUCGUGAGGAGCUUCUAUCUGAAGAACCUUCAAACCAACGAGACGCGCACGGUGACUCAGUUCCACUUCCUGAGCUGGUAUGACCAGGGAGUGCCUUCCUCCGCGAGGUCCCUCCUGGAUUUCCGCAGAAAAGUAAACAAGUGCUACAGGGGCCGUUCUUGUCCAAUAAUUGUUCACUGCAGCGACGGCGCGGGCAGGAGCGGCACCUACGUCCUGAUCGACAUGGUUCUCAACAAGAUGGCCAAAGGCGCUAAGGAGAUCGACAUCGCCGCGACCCUGGAGCACUUGAGGGACCAGAGACCGGGCAUGGUCCAGACAAAGGAGCAGUUCGAGUUUGCGCUGACGGCCGUGGCGGAGGAGGUGAACGCCAUCCUCAGGGCCCUCCCGCAGUGA
Molecule: messenger RNA, 3147 nt
Organism: Mirounga angustirostris (Northern elephant seal)
Lineage: Eukaryota; Metazoa; Chordata; Mammalia; Carnivora; Phocidae
Gene: PTPRN2
Product: protein tyrosine phosphatase receptor type N2
Exons: 25
Coding region: 1-3147 (1048 amino acids)
Biological process (GO): protein dephosphorylation; regulation of secretion; insulin secretion involved in cellular response to glucose stimulus
Cellular component (GO): secretory granule; synapse
Molecular function (GO): protein tyrosine phosphatase activity
Source: RefSeq, a predicted model, not a curated record